Hirundo rustica (Barn swallow) is the source of this 1439-nucleotide messenger RNA. Its product is annotated as urotensin-2 receptor-like. The coding region runs from base 68 to 1171 and encodes 367 amino acids. Gene Ontology annotation, molecular function: urotensin II receptor activity. NCBI's taxonomy places the organism in Eukaryota, Metazoa, Chordata, Aves, Passeriformes, Hirundinidae. Gene Ontology annotation, cellular component: membrane. The transcript has 2 exons. The record is from RefSeq and is a predicted model, not a curated record. Gene Ontology annotation, biological process: blood vessel diameter maintenance; neuropeptide signaling pathway; regulation of blood pressure.
AGCGGCCGCCGCCGGGGCCGGGAGCUCCGGGGCCGGUGCGACGGUGCCGGGGCCGCCGCCGCCGCCCAUGGAGCCCAACGGGACGGCGGCGGCGGGGGACAACGGGACGGCGGCGGCGGCGGCGAGCGGCGGGGCCGGCCCCGGGGGCGGCCCCCUGCUCAUCCCCUCGGCCUUCGGGACGGUGCUGUCGGUGAUGUACGUGGCCGGGGUGGCCGGCAACGUCUACACGCUGGUGGUGAUGUGCCACUCGGCGCGCUGCGCCGCCCCCAUGUACAGCUCCAUCGUCAGCCUGGCCCUGGCCGACCUGCUCUACCUCUCCACCAUCCCCUUCAUCGUCUGCACCUACCUGGCUCAGGACUGGUACUUCGGGGACCUGGGGUGCCGCAUCCUGCUCAGCCUGGACCUGCUCACCAUGCACGCCAGCAUCUUCACCCUCACCCUCAUGUGCACCGAGCGCUACCUGGCCGUCACCCGGCCCCUGGACACCCUGAAGCGGUCGCGGGGCUACCGGAAGGUCACGGCGGGGGUCGUGUGGUCGGUGUCGCUGCUGCUCACGCUGCCCAUGAUGCUGAUGGUGACGCUGACCGAGGGGGGCAAGGCGGAGGGCAAGGUGAAGAGGAUGUGCGCGCCCACCUGGAGCGUGGACGCCUACCGGACCUACCUGACCGUGCUCUUCAGCACCAGCAUCAUGGCCCCGGGCAUCAUCAUCGGCUUCCUCUACACGCGCCUGGCCAGGACCUACCUGGAGUCGCAGAGGAACCCCCCCCACAAGGAGAAGAGCAAGAGAUCCCCCCGGCAGAAGGUCCUCAUCAUGAUUUUCAGCAUCGUGCUGGUCUUCUGGGCCUGCUUCCUGCCCUUCUGGAUCUGGCAGCUGGUGCGCCUCUACAGCAGCUCCCUGCAGCUCACCACCCAAACCCAAAAGUGCAUUAACUACCUGGUGACCUGCCUGACCUACAGCAACAGCUGCAUCAACCCCUUCCUCUACACCCUGCUCACCAAAAACUACCGGGAGUACCUGCGCAACAGGCACCGCAACUUCUACAGGUUCACGUCGUCCUUCCGCAAGAGGGGCUCCAACCUGCAGUGCUCCUGGGGCCGCUCCAUGUCCUCCAGCAACCAGUACGACUACAGCUCCGAGGCGCUGGGCAUGGCCACGCUGAAGGACAAGUGAGGAAGAGGAGGCGCUGCCAGCACGCAGGACCGGCAGAGCGCCCGGCCAAGGUUCUGCGCUGCCCAGGGUGCAGGUCUGAGCUCACACUCAGGGUCACUCAGCUCUCUGCACACAGCAGCGACACAAAACAAAUCCUUUUCCUGAUGCACACCAAGGACAACUGGGACAAGUUUUCAGCCCCAAAAGCACAAACAGCGGUGGCUGGAGGGAGGAACAAGAAGGAUGGGACCUCACAGCCUGGAGCUGGAAUUGGACAAUUCAACCCCAA